This is a messenger RNA of Cyprinus carpio (common carp), 3106 nucleotides long. RefSeq names its product WD and tetratricopeptide repeats 1 (gene wdtc1). Gene Ontology annotation, cellular component: cytoplasm; Cul4-RING E3 ubiquitin ligase complex. Bases 307 to 2079 code for a protein of 590 amino acids. Gene Ontology annotation, biological process: negative regulation of fatty acid biosynthetic process. The transcript has 15 exons. The record is from RefSeq and is a predicted model, not a curated record. Gene Ontology annotation, molecular function: protein binding. Lineage: Eukaryota; Metazoa; Chordata; Actinopteri; Cypriniformes; Cyprinidae.
CGCGCUCCGCUGUAUUUCCGCGGAUCUGGCAACCCGCGCUGUCAGCGCUCAGGCGAGGAAGCUGCUCAUUAAUGUGGCUUCAAAAUCUCACCAAUGCUUCAUCACAACUAGUCCUUUAUUAGCUGUAGACACUGCUCAGCGGGUGGUUAAAGCAUCGAAAUCGACCACUGCAGGCACAGUUAGGUUUCAGAGUAAAUAUCGCGUUAUCGAGCUGCGCAGAGAAAAGGCCAGACAGACUCUGAGAAGCUCGGCCUCUCCGAGAGGCUUGGGUUGAAGCACAGAUGAUCGCAGAUCUUUGGCACCCUGAUGACGUGCUGUGAGACCAUGUCCCUGCGGAACGUCACGAGUGAUCUCCUGCGCCGCCAGAUCCGGGAGAACCGGGCUCUGGACUUCCAGAGACACUAUCAUGUGACCGACCCGUUUAUAAAGCGUCUGGGGCUGGAGGCCGAACUGCAGGGUCACUCCGGCUGCGUCAACUGUCUGGAGUGGAAUGAGAGAGGAGACCUCCUGGCCUCGGGUUCGGAUGACCAGCACGCCAUCAUCUGGGAUCCGUUCCGGCACACCAAGCUCAUCACUAUGCACACGGGACACGCAGCCAACAUCUUCUCAGUGAAGUUCCUGCCUCACUCCGAGGACCGGAUCUUGAUCACAGGAGCCGCCGACACCAAGGUGCACGUGCACGACCUGACGGCGAAGGAGACCACUCACAUGUUCUCAGACCACACCAACCGCGUCAAGCGCAUCGCGACGGCUCCCAUGUGGCCCAACACCUUCUGGAGCGCGGCGGAGGACGGCGUCAUUCGGCAGUAUGAUCUGAGAGAGAGCAGUAAACGCUCAGAGGUGUUAAUCGAUCUGACGGAGUAUUGUGGGCAGCUCGUGGAAGCCAAAUGUCUGGCCAUCAACCCUCGUGACAACAACUACCUGGCUGUGGGAGCCAACGGGCCCUUCGUGCGGCUCUACGACAUCAGAAUGAUCCACAAUCACAGGAAGUCCAUGACUCAGAGUAGCUCAGCCGGGCAGGUCCAGUACUAUGUCGCAGGUCACUUACCCGUGAAGCUUCCGGACUAUAACAACAGAUUACGAGUUCUGGUGGCCACCUACGUCACCUUCAGUCCUGACGGCACGGAGCUGCUGGUGAACAUGGGUGGAGAGCAGGUGUAUUUAUUUGAUCUGACGUUCAAACAGAGGCCGUACACAUUUCUGCUGCCCAAUGAGGUACAGAAUGGGAAGACGACCAAUGGUGUGUCCAAUGGGAUUCAUCUUCCUGCUAGCCGCCUCAGACUGGCUAAAGUCUCCAGUGAUCUUCCUCCUCAUCUGGAGCGGAUCAAGCAGCAGGCUAACGAUGCGUUCGCGCGCCAGCAGUGGACACAAGCCAUCCAGCUCUACAGUCUGGGCAUCCAUGAGGCCGGACACAACGCCAUGCUGUACGGAAACCGCGCCGCCGCGUACAUGAAGAGAAAGUGGGACGGAGAUCUCUAUGAUGCGCUGCGUGACUGUCUGAAGGCCUUGUCUCUGAACCCGGCUCAUCUGAAGGCACACUUCCGCUUAGUGCGCUGCCUGUUCGAGCUCAAGUACAUCGCCGAGGCUCUGGAGUGUCUGGACGACUUCAAGGGCAAGUUUCCGGAGCAGGCGCACAGCAGCGCAUGUGACGCGCUCGACAGAGACAUCAAGGCGGCUUUCUCUUGCAGUAAAGGCCAGUACAUCGUGAGCGGUUCAGACGACGGCUCGUUCUUCAUCUGGGAGAAAGAGACGACGAACCUGGUGCGGAUCUUACAGGGGGACGAGUCUAUAGUGAACUGCCUGCAGCCGCACCCCAGCUACUGCUUCCUGGCCACCAGCGGCAUCGACCCCGUGGUGCGGAUCUGGAGCCCCAGACCCGAGUCGGAGAACGAGAACUGUCGUGUGGUGGAGGACAUGGAGGGUGCGGCCCAAGCCAACCAGAAGCGCAUGAAUGCGGAUCCGCUGGAGGUGAUGCUGCUAAACAUGGGUUAUCGCAUCUCAGGUCUGAGCAGCCGAGGCACCGAGGGCUCGGAUGAUGAAGAGAGCUCGGAGAGCCAGGUUCAGUGCCGCUCCAGCUAGAGCGUCUCCACGUCCCACCUUCCACAAGAGAGCAAAGCACCUUGGAUAUUUACUCUGCGAUUUCAGCUCUUCGACUCGACGCUGAGUGAAUGAAUGAAUGAAUGCCAACGCUCCGCACUAUGCAGAUAGAAGCGAGAAACCCAGCUUCCCUCUUUCAGUUUCCCUUCGCAAAGCACUUACAGAUCAAUAUUCACAACACAUUCGGCGUGCCGUCAGGUUAAACCUCGUCACAGCGCUUGGGUCUUUCUAAUGCGGGGCUUGCUUGUGGACGCGAUUUUGUCUCGUUUUGUUUCUUUCCCGAAUUAACUUGAUGAUCUCUGAGCGCCAGAGGACGGAAAAUGAGUGUUAUUGCUUACAGAAAUAUGUUUGUAGGUCUGCAGCACUUUGUUUGGAAUUUAUUCUGGAGAAUAUACAGUGUUUCUGUUCAACCCAGACUUGCAUUGUGAAUGUUCAUCAGGUCGGGUUUGCUGGGACUGAAAAUGUUUGUUGUUGUUGUUGAUGAUGAUGAUGAUGAUGUUUUGAAGGGUUUGUUAUUAUUUUUUUACCUUCACCGGCACGAGCAGGACAUUCAUCUUCAUCGAUGAACCUGAGAAGAGAAAAUAAAGACAGAGAGAGAGACUUUCACAGUGUGUUAUGAGAAGAUGAGAUUUAACAGCAGUAAAAAGAGACUAGAAUCGGGUCUAUUUUGGGAUGUGUGUGUUUAUGUUUCACUGUGUUCAUUUAAUUUUGGGGUUUCAGUAUAGUUUAGUGCAUCGAAUAUAAAAAAAUAAAUGAGAUUUAAAGUUUUGCAGCAGCUCUGUGGUUGCUGUCAUGAUCACUGGUGGGGGUUUUCAAAGGAAAACAUUGUAUUAUAUGAGAAAAAAAAGUAAGUUUUCUCAUCAACAGCAUGGCUUUACAAAUGCAGUAAUGAUGGAGACGAACUAGAUUGAUUUCAUUUCAGACGUAGAGCCAUCGGAAGCGCUGGAAAGACAACGCACAGCCACUCUAUUUUCCCAUCUGUCUCAAAUAAAAUUAAUUUAUUUACAAA